Messenger RNA from Cherax quadricarinatus, 1449 nucleotides. NCBI's taxonomy places the organism in Eukaryota, Metazoa, Arthropoda, Malacostraca, Decapoda, Parastacidae. The record is from RefSeq and is a predicted model, not a curated record.
GCUGAGCAGCAGCAGCAGCAGCAGCAGCUGUAGUGUGUCAUCACUCUUGUUGCCUCCAUACACAUCAACUCCUUCAUUAUACUAUCACACUCGCCUUAACCCUCAUACACACGCUCGUGUACUGCUGCCUCUGUAUUAUGUUACACUAAGUGAGAUGAAGUUAAUAACUGUCUUGGUUACUAUCAUGUUUGUGAGUGGUGGAGAGAUGUGAGUGUAAGUCACUGGUGGUGUUACUGCCUCAUGCUCAACAUCACUACACUGUCUCAUGUCAGCAACACUGCACGCUGUCUCAUGCUUAACAACACUACACAUGAGUUCAAGUAUCACAGAACAUUGUCAAGAUACACGUGGAUUUAAGUUGAUGACUUGUGUGUUACACUCCUGCACUGAACCCUCUGCUGUAUGUCGUAACUCAGGAGUUGAGAUACAGCAUCGCAUCUUUAAAAUUAUUGACAGGACUGCCAUGUUUGCUCGCCUUUCAAAUAUGUUUGGUGCAAAUGAUGAUGAAGAUCAAGCCCAUGGUUCUCCUACUCGAAAAUCCAACUCCAGGAAUGGUAGCCAGGGAAGUGGAACACCAGUUCAUGCUAGUAAUGCUGCUCAGUGCCAGAUUGACAACUCGGGGAGUGUCUUAGAAAAAAUAGCAGGUCUUUAUGCCGAACGACUGAUGAGCGACAUUGUGCUGGUUGUUGGUCAGCGUGAAUUUCCUGCCCAUCGUCUUAUUCUCUGUGCUUCAUCCGAUGUCUUCCAGGUGAUGCUAAUGAACCCUCGCUGGAAUGAGAGCCGAGAGCAGAGGAUAAUAUUGCAAGAGGCUUCAGAGUGUGUUGUUGUAUUUGAGCUGUUCUUAAGGUACCUCUACACUGGACGUUUGAAGGUCUCUCAUGCUACAGUCCUUCCAAUACUGGCUCUAGCAGACAAGUAUAAUGUUAAGGAUCUGAUAGAGACAUGUGUCAAAUAUAUGAAGCUGCAUGUUGUAUCUGCAUCACAACAAAAUUACCUGAUUGCGUGGCUUCAGUAUACACUCACCUGUGGCCAUUCUGAUAUAGCAACAGUCUGUUUGAACCAUCUGAAGUGGAAUUUGGAACAGGUGGCUGCAAAUGAAGAUUUUGCCUCGUGUGACUUGGACCUUCUGACCACAAUUUUAUCCCAACAUGAUGUGGUAGUGCAUGAUGAGAUGGCAUUAUACAACAUUGUCGUGUCUUGGUUACAUCGGCAAGAGGAGCGCCUACUGAUGCCAACCCCAGUAGCUACUCCAGGGGAACCUCCGCCUACACUCAUCCCACAGACACCUAGCACUAGUUCAGUAGUUUGUCCACCUCCAAUUUCCAUCACUCCUUCCUGUGGCAAGCUCUAUCUUCGGCGAGAUUCAACCACUAGUUCCUGUGACCCAAUGGAUCGCAUGGAAUGGUUAACUUACGAGGUUAGUAUGUAAUUGUGGAUUAUUCUCUUGAA